Messenger RNA from Cebus imitator (Panamanian white-faced capuchin), 2499 nucleotides. RefSeq names its product canalicular multispecific organic anion transporter 2-like. NCBI's taxonomy places the organism in Eukaryota, Metazoa, Chordata, Mammalia, Primates, Cebidae. The record is from RefSeq and is a predicted model, not a curated record. Bases 518 to 1234 code for a protein of 238 amino acids. The transcript is spliced from 7 exons.
ACCACACCCUGCCAGGAUACAAUAUUUUUUUAAAAGCAUGCCCAGCCUUGGAUGGAAAACCGCUUGAGGAGAGUUUGCUGCCUUAUUGGGUUCUGUAAACCCCUUAUCUCUGCACAAGGCUGGAACUUUGAGUCGAGUCCUUGGCUGAAGCUCUCAUUGCUCCAUGGCGACCUUUAUUCCCUCUCCUGCUUAAAGCUUUUGUUUCAGAAUUUUGACCCAAAUGCAUCUGUGUUGAAAGCCAGGCUUGGUCUGUCAUCUCAGGACUCUGUGUCCGUCCUUUUCCUUGCCUGUGUUGAGUUGGGGCUCAUCUUUAUGCCUCUGGGAAAUAAAUUCUUUGAUAGCUUGCUUAGGUUCUCAGUACUUUCCCUUGCCCUUAGAAUGAAUACAAAAAAUGUGGCCUGCAGUGUAGGCUGUGAACAGCUAUCAGUGUAGACUGCUCAGGCCUCCUUUUUGUUCCUGGAGUCUGCCAUGCUUCCUUUUACCACCAGGCCUUUGCACGUGCUGCUGUCUGCUGGGAAUGCCUUGCCUUUCCUCGUUACUUAGUUCUCAUCUUUCAGGCGCCAGCUUGACUGUCUUCAUCAGGGGAGCCUUCUCUGACCUUGGUACACCAGAUCAACCCCCAUGUGUUGACUUUGUCUCACUGAAUCCUUGCCCAGAGUCCAGCGCCUCCUUCCUGUCCAGGAUCACCUUCUGGUGGAUCACAGGGUUGAUUGUCCAGGGCUACCACCAGACCCUGGAUAGCAGUGGCUUCUGGUCCUUAAACAAGGAGAAUUUGUCCUUGGAACAAGUCGUGCCUGUUUUGGUAAAGAACUGGAAGAAAAAACGCACCAAGUCUAGGAAGGAUGCCCAGGAUACAGGCCUUCAGUCAGACCCAGAUGGUAAAUGGAAAUGUGGGCCAUCCAUGGUGCCAACCAGUAGGACAUCAGCAGAGGACCUUGUGACCCUGGUGGAAGGCUGUUUGGUCCAGGUGAUCGAAGAAAUUAUCUCGUGGGAGACAGAGCUUGGACCUCCGUGGCUGAGCAUUGUAUGGAAAUGGCCCAUGUCCUUGACCCAGUUGAAGGUCAUUUGCAGGCAGAGCCUCACCUGCGGUGUUCUCCCUGCUAUGAAUGCCACAUUUGUAACAUGGACUUCAGCAUUCCUCAUCACCAACGCCUCUGCUGAUUGCCUGGCUUGGCUUCCUUUCAUGAAAGAAGGAUGCCCACCUUUGUGUUCCCUGGAGCUUGCCAGUGGAUGACCAGUAUUUGUUCAGCACCUGCUGUGCAUUGUUUUAUGUACUGAGGAUACAGCAGCCCACCUGGAGCUGACAUUCUAGUGGGGAAAGAAAAAUUUCUCUAAAGGAAGGCUAUUUCCUUGUUAUUCUGAGCUGUGUCCAAGGAACAGCGCCAACACCACCGGAGUACUCCUGAGAAGGGCAGAAUCCCACACGUGCUGAAUGAGAAUGUCCAUUUUCCAGAAGCUACUCAACUAAUUCAUGAAAAUUUGGAUGCUCUGUUCUACACUAAUGUGCUUCCACAUUUGUUUACCUUAAUUGCCCAUCUGGAACUUAGCCUCAAUUUCUUCCCUGUUAAGGCAAUGAAUUUAAUUCUGUAUUAUAAGCCAUAAUGUUUCUAGUAAACUUUUCAUCAGGCUGUACCUCCUCUAACUUUCUCUUCAUGAAUCACAACACUAUUCAAUUAUGUUAAUCUGGCCUAUAUGAUACUAUCUGAUGAAGUUAUAACAUUCUCUAUAAAACUAAAUUAUGGCCAUACAUGGCUGACCAUUUAUGGUGAUAAUCAUCUAUGGCAGAUAAAACACAGGUCUGUGUGGUGAGGUACCUCCAUCCUUAAUGCCUCUCCAAUAGUGAGAAUGACAGCAAGAGCAGGAAAAUUUACUCUCAUUCUCUGACACAUUUUGGUGCUGGAAGCUGACAUUACCUUCUUUCCUAUUUCUAUCAUCCUGCUCUUCCUUCCACAAAUAAAUUUGACUUUACUACCCUCCUUUACAUACACCUGCAUACUGUUUCUUCAUUUAUUCCAUGUACACUCUGCCUUCCUCAUUCUUUCUCUCUCAUUCAUUUCCUCUUCCCUCUUUCCUGACUUGCCUCAGAUUUUAGAGUAUCUUAAAACGAAAACUAAUAAUUCAGCUCCUUUAAUGGUACUCUCAAUAGACUCAACUACUGAGUCCUGAUUAGAUACACAACUUACCAAAAUUUUACUUCUCCUUAUUAUAUAUUUAAUAGAACAUUUUCUUUAGCUAUUUGAAUAUAUUGGUGCUCAUAUUUUUUAAAAAAAAUCCAUCAAAUUACUUUUUAAAUAAAAUAGUAUUCUUACCUUCUCCUUUUACAUUGACUAUACUGUAUUUUUUUUUAAGGUCUAGGUAAAGGCUGUGACACUUUCUUGGGGAUAUACUGUUGAGGUAAUAUCAAGCAUGAGUUUCCGUUUACAAAAUUAUAAUGAGUUGCAUAAAGACUUUAUUAAUUUUUUCUCUUUUUUUGAAAAAGGGUCUCACCCUGUCACCCAG